Syngnathus typhle (broad-nosed pipefish) is the source of this 3742-nucleotide messenger RNA. It is a transcript of the gene hgfb, whose product is annotated as hepatocyte growth factor b. The transcript is spliced from 18 exons. Gene Ontology annotation, molecular function: serine-type endopeptidase activity; signaling receptor binding. The coding region runs from base 149 to 2281 and encodes 710 amino acids. Gene Ontology annotation, biological process: proteolysis. The record is from RefSeq and is a predicted model, not a curated record. Lineage: Eukaryota; Metazoa; Chordata; Actinopteri; Syngnathiformes; Syngnathidae.
GGAAGAAAUACUUGGAGGAGAGGAGACGCAUCCUCUGCGCAGUGGUGGAGGCAACAUCUUCCAGUGAGCGUCGGACUCCUCUUGUACUUUGAGCUCUUUUCUUUCUCAUUGCUGAGUUUUUUGUUUGGUUCAUGAAACGUGGAUUGCGAUGUGGAUUUACAAGCUACUGCUGACUCUCUCCGUGCUGUCCUACUCAGAGGGCCGAAGAAAUGCACUGCAGGACUACCAGAGGACUGAUGGCGUGCGCCUGGUUGCCACAUCCUCAAGCCCCUCCCUUUUGACCAAAAGCCGGAAGGUCGGCAUGGCCAAGUGUGCUCGAACCUGCAGCCGCAACAGAAAACUCCCUUUCACCUGCAGAGCGUUCCUCUAUGAUUACCAAAACGGGAAAUGCCAGUGGCUGUCUUUUGACCGCAACUCGCCCGUCGCCCAGACGCAACACGACUUGAACGUCCAACUGUAUCAAAAGAAAGACUACGUUCGUGAGUGCAUCACGGGUACUGGUGAGAGCUACAGGGGUCGAAGAUCAGCGACAGUUAGUGGGAUACAGUGCCAGGCUUGGAUUUCCCCUAUUCCUCAUGAACACAAAUUCACGUCCAGCCGCUUCAACAAGAAGGACCUAAGGGAGAACUACUGUCGAAACCCGGACAACUCCACUGAUGGACCGUGGUGCUUUACCACCGACCCGCGCCGCAGACACCAGGAGUGUGGAAUACCGCAAUGCUCUCAGGUGGAAUGCAUACAUUGUAACGGGGAGGACUACAGAGGACCCAUGGACCACACGGAGAGUGGAAAGGAAUGCCAACGCUGGGAUCUGGAGGAGCCACACAAGCAUCUGUACCAACCUGACAGGUAUCCUGACAAGGGCCUUGAUGAUAACUACUGCAGGAAUCCAGACGGACGCCAGAGGCCCUGGUGCUUCACCACCGACCCAAACACAAGCUGGGAGUACUGCGCUAUCAAAAUUUGUGAAUCGCCUCUAAAAAGAACUGUGGUGGAAACCAGUGAGUGCUACCAGGACAAAGGAGAAGCUUAUAGGGGGACGGUGGACAUGACCCCCACUGGGCUCACCUGCCAACGCUGGGACUCGCAGUACCCCCACAACCACUCUUUCAUUCCGCAGGCGUACACUUGCAAGGAUUUGAGAGAAAACUAUUGCCGGAAUCCAGAUGGCCAAGAAUUCCCAUGGUGCUUCACAACGGACCCGAGAGUGCGCACCAUGUUCUGCACCAACAUCCCUCAAUGCGGCUCCCAAAACAAGCCUGAUUGCUAUGAAGGCUUUGGAGAGAAAUAUCGAGGGGAACGGUCAAGGACGAGAUCCAAUCUGCCUUGCUCUCCCUGGGAGGAGCACAGCCACAGUGGCGAGAGGGGAAUGACAGUCGCAGGCCUUGAGAAAAACUACUGCAGAAACCCUGAUAAUGACAAACACGGACCGUGGUGUUACACCAACAAUUCUGCCAUUCGUUGGGACUACUGCAACGUGAAACCAUGUGAUGCAUCCCAGAACACCAUUCCAAUAGGUGAACUGUCCUCCGUGGGGUGUUUCGUCCAUAAGAGGGCCCGAAUCGUCGGCGGAGGUCCGUUGCACGUGUCAGCCGGCAGCUGGAUGGUCAGCAUACAAAAAGGAUCGACGCACUGGUGUGGGGGUUCGCUGGUACGAGAGGAGUGGGUACUCACAGACAGACAGUGCUUCUCCUCGUGCGUUCCUGAUCUGAACGAGUAUCGGGUAUGGCUGGGGGUGACCAAUAUCGCAGACCCAGCUGAUUGGGACACGAAACAAGAAGUGCGCAUAGCACAGGUGAUAUGCGGUCCCGAAGGUUCCAGUUUGGCCCUGCUAAGACUCUCAAAGCCAGCACGCCCCGCUGACAACGUGCACAUCAUUCAGCUGCCAGUGGACGGCUGCUCCAUUCCUGAAGGAACACUUUGUAAAAUGUACGGAUGGGGAGAGACCAAAGGUACAGGCUAUGACGACAUCCUGAAGGCUGUCAACCUUCCCAUCGUGAGCAACGAACGAUGCGGAGAGCUGCACCGGGGAAGCCUGCACAUCACCAACAGCAAAAUCUGCGCGGGAGGUCGCAGGAACGAGGGCGUGUGUGAGAGGGAUUACGGCGGCCCUUUGGUGUGUCAGGAUGGUGAGAUCAAGGUCGUGAUCGGCGUGAGCGUCCACGGCCGAGGCUGCGCUCGCGCCAAUCGGCCCGCCAUUUUCGUCAACGUGCCCUUCUACACACAGUGGAUCUACAAAGUCUUUAGGCAUUACCCUGAGCCUGAGCUCAGUGCCGAAUAACCCGGCCAGGUGGUUACGCCGGAAACUACUCAGGAGGACUCCUCAUCUUGUAAGUUGUACGCAGAUGAGAGGAAUGCUUAAUAGUGGAGAAGAAAUCUAAUGGAAGAUUUGAACACGCCAGGAACAGAUGUCACACUCGCUCUGACAGUAAAUGAUGGUAAUUAACAGGAAAAAAUAGCCCAUUUGCGAUUCAGGUGUUUGGUAGGAAAUAAAAACAGCUAAUAGCAAUGAGAUGGCAGCAUAAAAUGUCCUACUCUAUUUUAAAUUCUAAAUGGAAAUUAGAAAGAAACGAUAGUCUCCCCUUCUGCUGGUUAAGAAGGGCCACUGCCUCUUGUGCAUCGUCCACACUGGUACUGUAGUGAACACGAUAAAGGUGUGUUAAAUGUGUGAAUACUUUGGAUUCCUGGCAUUACUUGAAACCUUUAAACACCAAAGCGUGGUGGCUCCACGACCCCUCCCUCCCCCCACCAAGUGCAUUUGGCGGCCAGGAUCGGCCAGCCAUGCUAGUACUUUUGUGUACAUAGUAUUUAAUGAGUGUGUUUGUGGCACUCCAUGUUGGGUCUUACAGACCUAUGGCCGAAAAAAAAUAUGAAUUUCCAAGAAAGUAAUCAGCUAUUCAUUCACAUCAUGGUGUGUGUCUGUGUGUAUAUACACCGUAAUUUCUGGACUAUAAGCCUCACCUGAUUAUAUACCUAAUCAAAGCCACUGACUUAUGUCUAUGUGCUUGUAUAAAUACUGUACAGUAUACUAAGUAUUAAGUUUGUUCCUUGUUUUCUGCUCUGUUUUGACAGUUUAACUUGUAUGAGCUUUAAAAUAUAUUUUUUAUUAGCUUGUGUUUUGCAAUUGGGGUUGCGCACAUCCAAAUGUUUUAGUGCAGGGUUCCUUAAAUUUGGGUUUGCAAAACAAAUAUCCACUUAUCUUUUAAAAUAUUGAUUUAAUGUAGGUCAGGGAUAUUUAACUCCAGUCCUCGAGGGUCAGUUUCCUACGUGUUUUAGAUGGGGCCCUCCUCUAACACGCCUGAUUGAAAUGAUGAGCUCCUUGGAAAGCUCUGUAGAAGCUUGAUAAUGAGCCUUCAAUGCUCUACAGAGAAACCCAUUUUUCUUUGAAAAAUAACUUAAUGAGAGGCAUUACAUUUUUUGGGGUUCAUUUUUUUUUUCUGAAAUGCUGGAAUAUCAUGACUUAUUUAUAAUUAUUGUAUUAUGAACAUUAUGGCAAUAAUGAUCAUGAUCGUUUAACCCCAGUUACGCCAAUUUGGAAUUGUUCCUUAUGCCCAUCCCGACUUGCAAAAGUGUCCCCGUGUAUUUGUGCCCUCUACAUACUGUGCAGUAUUUUUUUUCUCUGUAUAACCCAUCCACAAAAAUCAACCCUUCCCCCAUCCAGUAUAUUUAAUGUGUAAUCCCCUUUUUGUGUUAUGUGAGGUAUUCUAUCAUGCGUCCCAUUUAAUAAAUCUCUUUGUCAUCU